AUGAAACGAGGAAGGACAGGUCUCAAAUCAAAGUGCCAGCGCUUCUCCUCUCAGGAGGGGAGGGCUCAAAGACAGAAGCGAAGGACAUCCAGCUCUGCCCCGUCUUCAGCAGAGGACUGGGGAAACCUGCCCCACUACGUCGUCUUGCAGAUCUUCCAGCAUCUGUCCCUCGUUGACCGGGCCAGGGCCUCGUCGGUGUGUCGCUGCUGGAAUGACGUCUUUCACAGCCCUGAUCUGUGGAGGAGGUUUGAGUUUGAGCUCAAUCAGCCGGCCACGUCUUACCUGCGCUCCACUCACCCUGACCUCAUUCAGCAGAUCAUUAAGAAGCAUGCCCAGCACCUGCAGUACGUCAGCUUCAAGGUGGACAGCUGCACAGAAUCUGCAGAGGCGGCCUGUGACAUUCUCUCCCAGCUGGUGAACUGUGCCAUUAAGACCCUGGGGUUGAUUUCCACAGCACGGCCCAGCUUCAUGGAUAUAUCUCAGGCUCACUUUGUGUCUGCACUGACGGUGGUGUUUGUCAACUCCAAGUCCCUGUCCUCUAUCAAGAUUGAUGACACGCCCGUGGACGACCCAUCCCUGAAGGUGCUGGUUGCCAACAACAGCAACACCCUAAAGUUGCUGAAGAUGAGCAGUUGUCCUCAUGUCUCCCCAGCAGGUAUCCUGUGUGUAGCAGACCAGUGCCAUGGACUCAGGGAGCUGGCGUUGAACUACCAUCUCCUGAGUGACGAGCUCCUUCUGGCCCUCUCCUCUGAAAAACACGUCCACUUGGAGCACCUGCGCAUUGACGUGGUGAGCGAGAACCCCGGGCAGACGCAUUUUCACACCAUCAAAAGAAGCAGCUGGGAGGCCUUGGUUCGACACUCACCCAAGGUCAACAUCGUCAUGUACUUCUUCCUCAAUGAUGAGGAGUUUGAGCCAUUCUUCCAUGAGGAAACUCCCGUCACCCACCUGUACUUUGGCCGGACAGUAAGCAAAGAGAUGCUGGGCCGCAUCGGACUGAACUGCCCACGGCUGGUGGAGCUCGUGGUGUGCGCCAACGGCCUGGAGCCCCUGGACGAGGAGCUGAUCCGCAUCGCCGAACGCUGCAAAAGCUUGACUGCCAUCGGGCUAGGCGAGUGUGAAGUGACCUGCAGCGGCUUUGUGGAGUUUGUCAAGAUGUGCGGGGGCAGGCUGACUCAGCUGUCAAUCAUGGAGGAGGUGUUGAUCCCGGACAGCAGCUACAACAUGGAGCAGAUCCACAGUGAGGUGUCCAAGCACCUGGGCCGCCUGUGGUGCCCUGAUAUGAUGCCCACCUGGUAG
This is a messenger RNA of Anoplopoma fimbria (sablefish), 1299 nucleotides long. It is a transcript of the gene fbxl3l, whose product is annotated as F-box and leucine-rich repeat protein 3, like. Bases 1 to 1299 code for a protein of 432 amino acids. The transcript is spliced from 4 exons. The record is from RefSeq and is a predicted model, not a curated record. Lineage: Eukaryota; Metazoa; Chordata; Actinopteri; Perciformes; Anoplopomatidae. Gene Ontology annotation, molecular function: protein binding. Gene Ontology annotation, biological process: G2/M transition of mitotic cell cycle; entrainment of circadian clock by photoperiod; regulation of cell cycle. Gene Ontology annotation, cellular component: nucleus; SCF ubiquitin ligase complex; cytosol.